AUGUUUACUGCUAAAAAAUCUGGAAUAGCUUUCACAGUUUUUGGAAUUGUACUGAUACCUAUUGGUAUUAUAUUACUAACGGCGUCAAAUAAUGUUGUAGAAUAUCUUGUGGACUAUACAGAUUGUACUCAGAAUGGUACUGAAGAGUUAUGCUCUCAAGUAAUUGCCUUGGGGAAACCGUGUGUUUGUGUUAAACAUAUUUCUGUUGAAUCGUCUAUUCCUGGACCUGUUUAUUUAUAUUAUGGUUUAAACAACUUUUAUCAAAAUCAUCGACGAUAUGCACGAUCUAAAAAUGAUGAACAGUUGCUUGGUAUUUAUCAAGACCCAAGCUCAUUAUCUUCGUGUAACCCAUAUGUAUCAAUUGAGGGUAAACCAAUACUUCCAUGUGGUGCAAUCGCAAACAGUAUAUUUAAUGACACAUUUAUUCUGACAUAUAUACGGAAUAAUAAUACCAAAGUUACUGUCACAACCACAUCAAACGGUAUAGCAUGGCCUUCCGAUGUCAACCGCAAAUUCGGGACCUUGAAUGCAAACGCUCUCAAUAAUACAGUCAAGCCACCUAAUUGGCCUCAACCAAUUCAAGCGAGAUCUUCAGUCCAUUUAAGACUGAUGAAGCUCUAUUACGCUUUUGUAGUUCAUAAAGAUGAUUUCUCAAAUGGUCUACCCUCAGGAACGUAUGAAAUUGUUAUUAACUACUUUUAUCCAGUUACUUCAUUUGGUGGUAGAAAAACAUUUAUAUUAGCCAAUGCUAGUUGGUUAGGUGGAAAAAAUCCAACACUUGGAAUUAUUUGUUUAAUUACUGGCUCUAUACAUAUAUGCCUUGGUAUAGCAUUCCUUAUUGUGCAUUUUGUAUAUGGUAAACGAAAAGCUCGUCAAAGUCCACCAGUCUUUUCAUGA
This is a messenger RNA of Schistosoma mattheei, 897 nucleotides long. NCBI's taxonomy places the organism in Eukaryota, Metazoa, Platyhelminthes, Trematoda, Strigeidida, Schistosomatidae. The record is from the annotation of a GenBank genome assembly.